AAAUCGAGAAAAUCAAACCCCAAUAUUUGUUAUACUUGCAGAAAGGCAAACCCUAGCCUCAAAAGCUAGUCCCGGCCGCUCGCAUCGCGGCCGUCGAAGUCGAUGUAUGGUAGUUGCGCCGUCGCCUCGAGCCUUCUUCCCUUCUGCACCGCUCUUUGAGGAAUCGUGUCAAUCAGACUCUCUUCCUCUUCCGAGAUCUCUGCCUCGAUGAUGGAGACGGCUGAAGAGGCGGAGGGAAGCGCUUCCAAGGAAGAACCACAGGAGACCCGCGAAGAGAUGCUCUCGAGGCAUCGGCAAGAGAUUGCCAAGCUCCAUAACAAGGAAAUGAAUCUUAAAAAAGCUGCUGCUAAAGGAAGCAAAGCUGAGCAGAAAGCAAAAAAGAAGCAAGUGGAAGAAGAGAUAUCUCGACUUCAAACUCAAUUAAAAGCUAAACAUGAUGGAGAACUUGCAGCGAUGGGCCACGAGACAAGUGACAGUGCUGACAAAGACAAUCUAGAUAUUUUAGUCAAGGCUAUUGCUGGUGUUAAUGUCGCUGCCCAUGGUGACUUGGCAAAACCCAGCAAAGGAACAAGGAGAAGAGAGAGAAGAGCACAAGAAGAAGCCGCAAGAGAGCAGAGGAUACAAGAAGAGCAGAGCAACAUGAUUAGCGAUCGCAUGAUUGAAAAUGAGAAACUAGAGAAGAAGUUGGAGCCACUGGGUCUGACAAUCAACGAGAUAAAGCCAGAUGGCCAUUGUCUCUAUCGAGCAGUUGAAAACCAGCUCUCACUCAACUUAGGCAGUACAUCACCUUACAGUUUCCAGGAGCUUCGCAAAAUGGCUGCCAAUUACAUGAGAAACCAUGCUUCUGAUUUUCUACCCUUUUUCCUAUCAGAGAGUAAAAUUGAGGUAGAUUCAGAUAGCUCACUCUUGGAAAGAUUCGAGAAAUACUGUGAAGAAGUCGAGUCAACAGCAGCUUGGGGAGGACAACUCGAGCUUGGUGCCCUUACUCAUUGUCUCAAGAAACAUAUCGUCAUAUAUUCCGGUUCUUUCCCAGAUGUGGAGAUGGGGAAAGAAUUCAAGUCUGAGAAGGGAAGUGGAGUCAGUAACACGAGCAUAAUGUUAUCGUAUCAUCGACAUGCUUAUGGCCUCGGCGAGCACUACAAUUCAGUGGUUCCGAUUACAAUGUGUUAAUGCUAAGUACGUAAUUAUGAUUUGUCCUCGAUGUACAACGACCCAUCAAAACAGGCAAUCACUUGUCCCUUAAUUUUCCAAUUGUUGAACUUCGAGAGGUGAUGUGAUCUUGUGUGUGUUAGUAGUUUCCUCCAAAAAUAACAUUGGUGAUUUUGAAGAAACAGGGUUAUGUUAUAUGAGCUGGGAAUUGUGGUUUUCUCUUGCCAAUGUAUUUACAAUGUCAGUGAUGUGCAUUGGGUUUUUCCUC
This is a messenger RNA of Zingiber officinale, 1417 nucleotides long. Its product is annotated as OVARIAN TUMOR DOMAIN-containing deubiquitinating enzyme 5-like. The coding region runs from base 208 to 1170 and encodes 320 amino acids. NCBI's taxonomy places the organism in Eukaryota, Viridiplantae, Streptophyta, Magnoliopsida, Zingiberales, Zingiberaceae. The record is from RefSeq and is a predicted model, not a curated record. Gene Ontology annotation, biological process: protein deubiquitination. The transcript is spliced from 2 exons. Gene Ontology annotation, molecular function: cysteine-type deubiquitinase activity.